Closterium sp. Naga37s-1 is the source of this 630-nucleotide messenger RNA. NCBI's taxonomy places the organism in Eukaryota, Viridiplantae, Streptophyta, Zygnematophyceae, Desmidiales, Closteriaceae. The record is from the annotation of a GenBank genome assembly.
AUGGUGUUAAUAGAAGCCAAGAGUGCUGCCAGAGAAGCCAAGAGUGCUUUCAGAGAAGCCAAGAGUGCUGCCAGAGAAGCCAAGAGUGCUGCCAGAGAAGCCAAGAGUGCUGCGAGAGAAGCCAAGAGUGCUGCCAGAGACGCCAAGAGUGCUGCCAGAGAAGCCAAGAGUGUUGCCAGAGAAGCCAAGAGUGCUGCCAGAGAAGCCAAGAGUGCUGCCAGAGAAGCCAAGAGUGCUGCCAGAGAAGCCAAGAGUGCUGCCAGAGAAGCCAAGAGCGCUGCUAGAGAAGCCAAGAGUGCUGCCAGAGAAGCCAAGAGCACUGCCAGAGAAGCCAAGAGUGCUACCAGAGAAGCCAAAAGUGCUGCUAAGAGUGGCAACAAGGGGUUUGACUUGUCCCCACUGCAUAGGGUGAAGAAACGGUGUAGGCAGUUGUCUAGGCAGACAGUUAGGCAGGUGAUCUACUGCCCUGAGGAGCUGGUGAGCUAUUGCCCUGAGGAGCUGGUGAGCUAUUGCCCUGAGGAGCUGGUGAAGGCUGCAGCAGUCCAGGAACUUCAAUGGGCUGGAUCAGACAACAAGGGUUUGGAGUUUGCCAUCCCAGCCCUAAGAAAGACAGCCCACUGGCUUGACUAG